AGGUAACAUGGCGGACGAGCUGAAGAUUUCGAUACAAUUUAGUGGCGGCGCUGAGUUACUGUUCAAUAGAGUAAAGGAACAUGACGUGGUCUUACAGAAGGAUGGAAAGCCAUGGAAUAUUAAAAGAUUACUGGCAUGGAUCAAAGACAACUUGCUUAAGGAAAGACCAGAACUGUUCGUUCAAGGAGAAUCAGUACGGCCUGGUAUACUAGUACUGAUAAAUGAGGCAGACUGGGAAUUAAUGGGUGAACUGGACUAUGAGUUGCAAGAAAAUGAUAACAUUGUUUUUAUUUCUACUCUCCAUGGUGGAUAAGACUGCAUGACUUUAUAGAACAUUUUAAUGGACUAAGGAUCAGAUAGAUGUUGACAUUGGCUUGUAUUCCAUGGGCUCAUGAUCAAGGUUGAAGCAAGAGGAACAUGAAGGUCUUAAAAAAUCCUUAGAAUUUGGAAAGUUUCAAUCAAGAUGGGAAGAUCAUCCUGCAAUAAUCUGAGUUUCAUGGAAGUGGCAACCAGUUGCAGAGGUCCAAAUCUACUUUAUAAGAACAAUGGAAAUAUAUGUGCGAGACACUGUGUAAAGACAACAAUAACAUUUGUGAAAUUAGCCUGUAUGUUUACCUAAAAAGGAACACUAAUCAAGACAUAUUUGGGUGUACCCAAGGGCUUUCAAUGAUAAAAUAGACAUAGUUUUAUGAUGAUUUUCACACUCAAUUUAGACAUUAGAUAUGCAAAUUAUAAGCAAAAGCAUUUGAAAAGUGUGUGAAAAUGUUGUCCCCUUCACACAAUAUUGCACACACUUUUCUACUAAUUCUUGAAGCCUCUCUGAAGAAAAUGUACUCUGAUGCAUGCACUUUAGAGCCUCAAUGGUGAUUUUUGACUGAACAUGGACAAACCAUGAUUUCACUCCUAUCAUGGAGUGCUAAGUAGCAAUACCAGAGGUCACACUGGCAAAAAUUGAAGAUGUGGUUACUAAGAUAUUCUUGUACAAAGGUUUCCUCAAUGAUCAUACAUUUAGAGGUAAAGAAUAUUGUCAGCCAGGAGACACUAAUCUAACCAUGAUGUUUAAAUGAUUUCAUUCUGCAAAGGUUCAAAGUCUAUUCAUAAAUACCCUGUUCAGUGAAUAAUAAUCAUGAUAACUACAUAUUCAGAGAUAAAAUCAUGAAUACAAAUGAGUGGCAGACCAGUAGCCUUACCUGAAUCUCUUACUAUAGUGAAUUUAUCAUGAGCCAAUCAAUUCAGGUAAACAUGAUUACUAAGCAUUGGUCUAUGUGAUGGAUUGAAGGUAGAUAAUUGCCCUGGAUGAAAAACUUCCAUCCCAAGAUUCUCUCUUCAAUCCACCAGAAGGUUCUGUCUCCAGGGAGGAAAAAAGUUUUCUCUCUCAUCGUGUGUUGGUGAGUAAAGGCCACUUUUGCUCUGGAGGAGACAUCCCAAGUGAAAAAAAAAUUAACUUUGAGGGGAAAUUUUCACUUUGCAAACUUCGACUCUAUGGUCAAUCUAUCAAAAAUACCCAUUAUUUAACAGUAGCUGACCAUAACACCUGAAAAACAGCCACAGUUAGACAUUCCACCUACAUUUCUAUUACAACCUAAGUAAAGCUGGGUCAUAGCUAUCUCAAGCUUCUAGACACCUCUGUAGAAAAUUUUGAGAUCAGAGAAAUUUCUCUUGCUGGAGGUGGAGACUUCUGGCCUGAAAUGAAGGCAAAUCUGUUGUAACUCCCAAAAAUACCCAUAACAUGACGAGUGGCUUGUAGUAAAGAUGACAAUAAGAA
Messenger RNA from Pocillopora damicornis (cauliflower coral), 1765 nucleotides. RefSeq names its product ubiquitin-related modifier 1. NCBI's taxonomy places the organism in Eukaryota, Metazoa, Cnidaria, Anthozoa, Scleractinia, Pocilloporidae. The record is from RefSeq and is a predicted model, not a curated record. Gene Ontology annotation, biological process: tRNA thio-modification. Gene Ontology annotation, cellular component: cytoplasm.